Molecule: messenger RNA, 2345 nt
Organism: Chelonia mydas (Green sea turtle)
Lineage: Eukaryota; Metazoa; Chordata; Testudines; Cheloniidae
Gene: CHAC1
Product: ChaC glutathione specific gamma-glutamylcyclotransferase 1
Exons: 3
Coding region: 223-867 (214 amino acids)
Biological process (GO): glutathione catabolic process
Cellular component (GO): cytoplasm
Molecular function (GO): glutathione specific gamma-glutamylcyclotransferase activity; gamma-glutamylcyclotransferase activity
Source: RefSeq, a predicted model, not a curated record
GGUGGGCGGAGCUUGCCGGCGGGCUGGGGUUUAAAGCGCUGGGGCGGCCGGCGUUCUGCUCAGUGCCCGGCCGCCCGGUCCCGCCGUUGGAGGCACCUGCCGAGGAGAGCCGCCCCCGCCGUGUUCGCGCCCCGCCCCCCGCUGGGGCUGCCCCCGUGCACCCGCCUCGGGAGCCUGCUGCCGCGCUGCUGCACCCGCCGCCUGGGCUCCUGCAGCGGGGCGAUGAAGCGGGACCCGCCGCCCGCCGAGCGCCAGGCGCAGGAGGAGGAUGCUGGGGAGCAGAAAACGCCCCUCUGGAUCUUCGGCUACGGCUCCCUGGUGUGGAGACCCGACUUCGAGUUCAGCUCCAGGAAGGUGGGCUUCAUCCGCGGCUACAGCCGCCGCUUCUGGCAGGGAGACACCUUCCACCGCGGCAACGAGAAGAUGCCUGGCCGUGUGGUUACCCUCCAGGAGGAUUAUGAUGCAUGCACGUGGGGUGUUGCCUAUGAAGUCCGUGGAGAGCAGAUUGCUGCAUCACUCCAGUACUUGGACAUGCGAGAAGCAGUCCUGGGGGGCUAUGACACUAAACUGGUGAAGUUCCACCCCCAGGAUAAAGAGGCUGACGAACCCAUCUUGGCCCUAGUUUACAUUGCUACACCCCAGAACCCCACCUACCUUGGCCCAGCGUCUGAAGAGGACAUUGCAGCCCAGAUCAUUGUCUCGAGCGGUCGCUCUGGACACAACAUAGAGUAUCUGCUGCGACUGGCAGACUUCAUGCGCUACUUUUGUCCCAAGGUGGAGGACGAACACCUGUUUUCCAUUGAGGAGGCCCUCAUUUCCAUCCUGCCCUGUCUAUGCCAGGCUGAGGAUCCCUUAGUGGAAGUGUGAACAUCGUGAAGGAUUGAAAGGGGGGACGUCUUCAUUUCAAAAUGUCAAAUGAAGACACGGGGGGAGGAAGGAAAACAAGGACCAAAUACAUUGGACUGGGGGAGACCUGAGCAAGUAAUUGGGGGUGGGGAAACUGCUACAAGCAUACUUGAGCUGCCACUCACCACCUGUAGAAACAUGGUGGCCAUGCCUGGUCUCCUAGCUGGGUGGGAGGAUCGUUCACACCUCUCCUUUCAGAGAGGAUGCUGGCCUCUUCAGUGUACUUUUAUUUUGAACACCAGUUGAGCUGGACUUGACUGCAGUGUUGUUUCACAGUAUAACGGUCACUCUACCUCAGACUGGCAAAGCUACUUAUACAGUGGUGGGGACAAGAGCAUGCUUGGUAUCAAAUGAGACCUCCUCUUUCUUCCCUCUCCCACCUCCAGUACAGUGACCUGACUCUUUAAAGUAUAAUGCCGGGGCUCCUGUGCAAUAUAAAAUUAAUUUGCCUCUAUAGGUUCUUAUGAGCCCUACCUCCUUAUAUAUGUCUCAAAGGGACAGAACCAAUGCACUUACUUUUGCAACUUGAAGAUGUAUGUAUUGUAAUGUGUAGUAAUAUAUAUUUCCUUAAGAGGAGGAACGUCCCUCUGCUGGUGUAGAGGCUCAUGCCCUGCAGUGCAGGGUGUGGCACAAAGGCAUGAGCCCCUUACCAGACCUUGAGUUUACAUGUGGAGAAAAAGCUGUCCUGACAGUGUUGAGUGGGGAGAAGGAAGCUGAUGAAGCACUAAGGCCUAAACUCAUCAGCUUCACCCGUCAAGUUCCCUGCUGUUAAAUAGUGUAUGCGACAGAGCUGCUGCUAGUGCAAGGUCUGGUUGAAUCCCUCUCAAGAACAGACUCUUGACAACAUGGACUAGUCUUGUUUUUUAAACAGUUUAACCAUGAUGGGGGAGAGGAAACGUUUGUCUGACAUGUUACUGUGGCUUGCGUAUAUGAGGAAGUGAAAUUGUAUUGUGCCCAGUAAUAAAACCAACUGACACUAAAAUGAAAAACAAACCUGAUGGAUUCCUUUAAGCAGCACAGUUUUUGCAUUUUUUGUGGGGGUGGAUUAAAAGCUAAUGGCCCACACCGAGAGAAUACCCGGCACACAAGUGACUGCACUACUCAUUUUCCCUGGUGCAGGGCACUAGAACAAGUAGUUUUCCUCCAGUCCUAGCUCUGGGGUGGAGAAGGCUGUACAGCUCCCAUCAUCACCCUGUUACUGUAUCUUAUCGAUGUCAGAGGGAUGAGAAGUUCCCUUUCUGCUGGAGGGCUUUCCUGUUUCACAAGAUUCUGACAGGAUGUCACAUUUUCCUGAUCUAAAAGGUCCGCAUCCCAAUUUUGACCUGUGGCACUUUGUGAGUAAAGAAAGCCUGAGGCCUGUAAUACUCACUACAUCCCCCAGCUAAUGUGACAUGCUUGGUACAAACCACCCCAGCUGCCCUUUUUGGGUAUCUCAAGAA